Messenger RNA from Nasonia vitripennis (jewel wasp), 1751 nucleotides. RefSeq names its product E3 ubiquitin-protein ligase MARCH3-like. Gene Ontology annotation, molecular function: ubiquitin-protein transferase activity; zinc ion binding. The transcript has 7 exons. Bases 419 to 1186 code for a protein of 255 amino acids. The record is from RefSeq and is a predicted model, not a curated record. Gene Ontology annotation, biological process: protein ubiquitination. NCBI's taxonomy places the organism in Eukaryota, Metazoa, Arthropoda, Insecta, Hymenoptera, Pteromalidae.
ACGGAACACGAGCGAGCGAACGAAGAUGUCCGUCACUUCCGAUUACCUAUAGCGGGGCUUGCGCGCAAGCUCGCCGACUUUUCUUAUCGCUUAUCAACAGCCGCGGGGCUCGAUGGCCCGAAGCGUCGUCCUCGUCGUCGUCGGAGCCUUUUCUUGGAAAUAGGAAGAGGAGAUAAAAGCUAGGAGCGGAGCCGCGCCCGCGUAUACACAGGCGUCGUGGAGGAAGGAAGAGAGAGAGAGAGAGAGAGAGAGAGAGAGAGAGAGAGAGAGAGAAAGAGAGAGAAAAGGAGAAAGAGAGCGGCAGUCGGAGCGAAAAGAGAGCUGCCUGAUAAUUUCGCACGCGCCGAGCGGAGAAAGCGCUAGAGAAGGCGCGCGCGCGCAGCUGCAGGAAGAUCGGACAUGACGUCGUUCAGCGGGAAUGACAGUUGACGCGGGAGUCAAUCCGAGCGGCGAGCCGGCGGUGCAGUCAGAACGACCCGGGGCUGCUUUGCCGGCUAACGAUCGCGACAAGGCCGAUCAACAGAGGCAGCAACAACAUCAACAAGGACCAGCAGCACCAGCACCAGAGGGUCAACAAUCAGAGGAGGAGGAGCAGAGGCCAGUGGCACCGGGCUCGCGCAGCAGCCUCUGCCGCAUCUGUCGGGCCUCGUCCUGGACCAAGGAGCCCCUCAUCUCGCCCUGCAGAUGCAAGGGGACCCAGGCUCACGUGCACCUCUCCUGCCUGGAGCGAUGGCUGAACCAAUCCUGCCGUAACUACUGCGAGCUCUGCAACUUUCGCUACAACGCACUCGAGACGCCGCGUUAUGGAUGGUUCGAGUCGCUGAGAAUCUGGGUCAACCAUCCGCGUAACAGACAGCACAUCAGGACGGACUUUUUGAUAUUCGCGCUGCUCACCGUUUUCACCGCCGGAUUGUCGAGUGUCUGUUUGCUAGGUUAUCAAAGAACGCAUCACUUCGUGCUCGAGGGCACCAGAGUCGGGUUCUCCGAGACGUGGACCAGAGUAGCCAUCGCCGUCUUCAUGGCCAUAGCCAUUCUAGGCUACAGCGCCUGGGUUUAUCUCUUGAUAAAGAAUCAGGCGACGCCGUGGUAUCGCUGGUGGCGCGGUACCGUCAACGUUCGCCUCCUUCUCGAGCCGGAGCUUCGACUGCACGACGGAGCGAACGCCGUCGACGAUGAGCACCGAUAGAGCUACCACUGCAGUGCUCAGGGCUAACUGCGGGAGAAAUUUCGCCGCGCGCUGCGUCGAUAUUCCCAGCUAUAAACUGCAGCAGCAGCGUAAAGCUUUACCAGCGAAAUAACGUCAUAUGUAAGUGCAGCAGCAGCAGCAGCAGCUAAGGUAACGAAGAAGUAACAAGAUACGCUGACGACUGGAAAGAGCAUUCGCACCAGCACGAUCGUUAGCUGUGGCUGCGCAACAGAGAGGCGUUCGCUCGUAUAUACGUUCCUUCGCCUUCGGCCAAGAAGAAGGGGAGUGAGGGAGAGAGCAAGAGGGAUUCCAAUUAGACCUUUUUAUCCCGCACGUUUUUAUAUACGUGCGCGCCGCGGCACGGCAGAGGAUGCAGGUUAACGUAUAGGCGCCUAACGGACGCGCCUCGGGGCUCUUAAUGAAUGGCGCCCUCGGCCGCGCGCAAGCGAAAUUACACAUCGCUGAUGAUUUUUUGUGCGAAAAUUUCGCAUUAACUUUUCCUCUCACGCCUUGCUUGUACGUCACAGCUGAGAAGAAAGAAAAAAAAACGAAAAGCUCUACUGUA